Molecule: messenger RNA, 612 nt
Organism: Ilyonectria robusta
Lineage: Eukaryota; Fungi; Ascomycota; Sordariomycetes; Hypocreales; Nectriaceae
Product: phosphatidylethanolamine-binding protein
Exons: 3
Coding region: 1-612 (203 amino acids)
Source: RefSeq, a predicted model, not a curated record
AUGACGGCCUACCUCGAAGUCGCCGCCAGCUGGCUCUUCAAAAACUUCAAAGGCCGUGACGACAAAGCCUUCACCACCAGUCCGGCCUUCGCGGCGCACCCGGAGCCUACCCUACACAUCACCUCGCCAGACUGCGGCGCGGACGGCGCAACGCUGGGCAAGGAGUACAUCUCUGGCGGAAAGGGCCUCAUCCCGGAGCUGACGUGGGAGGCCUGUGACGGCGUCAAGGAGUGGCUGCUUGUCAAUGAGGACUUCGAUGCGCCGUUGCCGACGCCGAUUUGCCAUGGAAUAUAUCUCGGGAUUCCAGCAGAGAAGCUGAGUGUUGUCAAUAGCGACUUCCAACCUGUUGACUGGUCUUCAUCCACACGACUCAAGGGAGGAUUCUCAAGCGGCAUGAGCCGCAAUGGCAAGAUCUAUAUCCUGCCACGACCGCUGAUCAACCACGGCAUGCACCGCUACUUCUUUGAGGUCGUCGGCCUGAAUGAGCCGCUUGACCCAGAAUUUGUGGCGUCGAAGCCGUCGAGGGAGGCUGUGGCGGCAAAGAUUGAGGGACGCGUGGUAGUUUGGGGGCGGUGGGUGGGACAAUGUGAGAGGAAGUGGGAGGAUAAGUGA